CAGCAGCAGUAUGGGGCAUAACAAGCCUGUGGAUCUCACUGCCGUUUUCUAGCUCUGUCAUUCCUGGACUCAUGAACUAAAGAACAUCUGUGCCGUUUUUGGAAAAUAACCACCUCAAAAAAGUGUGAUAUUUGCGAGGAAAAGACGAGCGUUUCCGUCCGCGCUGCUUUGUUUAUCUUCAUGGAGUCGUCGGACCGGAGUUUGUCUGAGAUCUCUGCGCUGUCCGUGGAUUAACUCGGGACUCGCCUCUUCUGUGGAGAGCCGUGACAUAUCUAUCCCAACUACCAGCGUGGAUUGUGUCGCACACGGACAGUUUGGGAGAUAAUUAUUCUCACUUUAGGGGAAAUAAAGUGGAAAUUGUAUCAAGUCAAUGAAUGCGGGACCAACGGACACUUGUUGAAACAGUUUAAGCGUCGCUGUUUUGUCGCAGCAUUUUAGCUGAAGAGGUUAAAAAACUUGAGUUUUUUUUUAAGCAAAGGAAGACAACAAAAGGAUACGUUGUUAAAAAUUACAAACAUGGUCCGGUCAGCAGCUUAGCUAAAGGGGUUAGCUGCCGCUGUUCGUUCAGUUGUGUUAUGUUAGCAACAUGCUAACGUUAUCCUAACAUUCAAACAAGUAGUUUGUUCAAAUGCGCUAAUAUGAAGUUAAAUACGCAGAUAAGUUGCUGUGUUUAUCAGUUUAUUCUCGAAACUAAGUGUGAAUAAUUUUCAAACAUUAAAACAGCAGCAUAGUUUUAAUUUAUUCCGUUACAAGUAAUCGGGAGAUAACUUUUAUGACAGCUUAACGUUAGCUUAGCCGCGUUAGCACGACCAGGCGAACGGAGUCAGUUUGCGGCAACUUGGUACUGCCGCUCAUGUGCGGAGUGUUUCCAGGGACUCCAAUGGGUCUGCAGCUGCGCUCUCAGAGAGGAUUUGGAAGAUAAAUAGCCCUCCGCCUCAUCUCCAGAACGGUCUUCCACUUUUCUACCCCCCGCUAAAGUUUUUAAACUGCGGCCCGCACAAUGUCCGGCUCCGCGGGCACAGGUGGCUCCAACCCCAGGAAGUUCAGCGAGAAGAUCGCGCUGCACAACCAGAAGCAAGCAGAGGAGACGCGGGCCUUUGAGCAGCUGAUGACCGACCUCACCGUAUCCAGGGUGCAGUUCCAGAAGGUCCAGCAGCUCCGUCUGUCCCAGUCCCGGGCGCAGUACUACGGUGGCUCUCUGCCCAACGUCAAUCAGAUCGGCAACACCAACGCAGAUUUUCAGGGUGGCUUCCCCUCAGGGCUGGACUCGGUCCGGGGGACCCGCCACCACGGGCUGGUGGAGCGGGUCCACAGGGACCGCAACCGCAUCAACUCGCCUCACCGCCGACCCAUCGACAAGCACGGCCGGCAGAUGGAGAGCUCACCAUAUGGAGCCGUGUACCUGUCGCCGCCGCCAGACAACAGCUGGAGAAGGGAACAGCAGCCAUGGACUGAGGAAAAACGGCCGGGGUUUAGAUUAAUAUCACAGCUCAACAGAACCAACUCGGACUCUGCUCUGCAUACGAGCGCUAUGAACCCAAACCCUCAGGACCCCUUCGGCAUGAACCAGCAGAUGGGCCGAGGUCCUCCGCAGCGCAAUGGCUGGCAUGCAGCUAGUGUCAACGAGGCCGACGUAGACGGCAGCGGAGACAUUUUUUCCUUUCCUGCUCUGCCGAACGAGGAGAAUCUGAUGGGCGUUGGGAAACCUCUUCCCAAGCAGCUGUGGGAGGCCAAGAAGGUCCAGUCUCUGGCAUCAAGACCGAAAUCAUGUGAAGUGCCUGGAAUCAAUAUUUUCCCGUCUCCGGAGCAGAACCCGGGUCUGUCCCACUACCAGGGCUCGCUGAGUACCGGUGGCUCUCUGCCGGACCUCAGCAACCUACAGUUCCCCUCGCCGCUGUCCACCCCGCUGGACCCUGAAGACGGCAGUGGCUACCCCAACCUGAGCGGGGGCAGCAGCACCGGAAACCUGCCGGCCGCCAUGAUGCACCUCGGCAUCGGGAACUCACCGGGUCUGUCCUCCUCGUUGAGUAACCCGUCCAUCCAGGCGUCCCUCAACAACUGCCAGCUGCAGUCGUCGCUCAGCAACCCGUCCAUCAACUCGUCCGUGCGUCUGCCCAGCAGCUCGCCCCGCCGGCGGCCGGCUCCCAUCAGCCCCCUCACCCUGUCUCCUGGAGCCGAGCAGCGCAGGGGUCUGUCCAAGCAGCUGUCUCCCACCAUGUCCCCCUCGCUGUCCCCCAUCACACAGGGCGUCGCCUUGGAUACCAGCAACAUGCCGAGGGAACCGCCUCCGCCGUACCCGCUGUACCAGCAGCCACAGCAUGCAGUGGAUCACGGCCGGCCGCCCCAGCAGCAGCACCAACAACCACAGCAGCAGCAGCACCACCAGCAGCAGCAGCAGCAGCACCAGCAGCAGCAGCACCAGCAGCCUGUCUCCCCUCUUCAGAACAUCCCUCUGGACUUCAACACAAGCCAGGGAAACAGCUUGGCGUCGCUCUUCAGCGACCCGUUUGUGGAGCAGCAGUUCUCGACCCGGCAGAACAAGACGCUGCCCUAUCAGUUGGACCAGUUCAGCCUGCUGGAAAACGCUCUGAGCUCCUCAGCAGGGGGGUCCUGCUACGACCCGUCGUCCUCCUCCUCGCUCUACUACUCGCAGGCGGCGCUGUCCGGCCUCGGGGGUAGCCAUGGCAACCUGCAGGACCCCUCCCACAUGAGGGCCAACAUGCUGUACGCGAACUGCAGCGGAGGGCUGCCCAACAUCAUUCUCACAGAUGACUCCAACCCGAGUCUGUCCAAGGACAUCAGCAGCGCCCUCUCCACCGUUCCCGAGUGCUUCGACUCGGAGGGAGGCUUCCCGCUGGAGGACGAGCUGCGCAUCGAGCCGCUCAGCCUGGAUGGACUGAGCAUGCUCAGCGACCCCGACAUGGUGCUGACCGACCCGUCUGUGGAGGACACGUUCCGCAGCGACAGACUCUGAGCACAGAGCGCCGCCGCAGCCAGCGCCGCCGCACUGGAGAUGUGAGCAAACAGUUCAUUCUGCUGCAGGUCUGUCAUCUUGUCCAAACCAUCCAGUUUAAAAUCUGAUCUGGGAUCUGGUUCAGCCCCCGUCCCCUCCUCAAACCAAAAAAAGAAAACAAAAACGAGAUCCAGGAGCGCCGGAGUCCCUCCUGCAUUUUUUUCCCCCCCUCAGCGCCAGAUACCCUGAAGCCAUGGAAACACCAUAACCAUGGUUACACACCAUAGCAACCCCAUCACCGUGCAGAAGAGCAGCAGAAAUCCAACACAUAAUUUACGUUUUCUGUUGUGGCUCUAAUAAAAAAAGGAGCUGGAUUCCAGGCGGCGCCGGCAGCUGGAGCGGAAAACCCGGUUUCUGGUGGAAAUGAAGAAGAAAAAAA
This is a messenger RNA of Poecilia latipinna (sailfin molly), 3392 nucleotides long. RefSeq names its product CREB regulated transcription coactivator 3 (gene crtc3). Bases 1001 to 2974 code for a protein of 657 amino acids. The record is from RefSeq and is a predicted model, not a curated record. Gene Ontology annotation, biological process: positive regulation of transcription by RNA polymerase II; protein homotetramerization. Gene Ontology annotation, molecular function: cAMP response element binding protein binding. Lineage: Eukaryota; Metazoa; Chordata; Actinopteri; Cyprinodontiformes; Poeciliidae. Gene Ontology annotation, cellular component: nucleus; cytoplasm. The transcript has 15 exons.